Phaedon cochleariae (mustard beetle) is the source of this 957-nucleotide messenger RNA. Lineage: Eukaryota; Metazoa; Arthropoda; Insecta; Coleoptera; Chrysomelidae. The record is from the annotation of a GenBank genome assembly.
AUGAAUACCCUAGGGCUAACUAUGAUAUUAAAAAUGGGUUGUAUAUGUACCAGAGAAUCUAUCAAUAUAAAUGGAACUAAAUAUAUUGUGAAAGAGAGAUUAGGUGAAGGGGGUUUCUCCUGUGUAGAAUUAGUGGAAAACACUAACACAAAAAAGAGGUAUGCCUUGAAACGAAUUACUUGCCACAGCAUUGAGGACCAGAAAAUUGCAAUGCAAGAAAUCAACUAUUGCAAGAAGCUUCGGCAUCCAGGCAUUAUAGAACUGGUAGAGUCUACUUUCAAAGGAUCUGCAGAUAUAGUAGUGCAAGCAACAUCUGAGGCCUUCUUGAUCCUUCCAUAUUACAAAAGAGGAACUCUACAUGACUACCUGACUCUGAAAUCUUUCAAUAAAAACUACAUGGAUGAAAAAGAUGUUUUCAGGAUAUUCUUGGAUAUUUGUCAAGCAGUAAAGUUCCUCCACGACUUCACUCCUGAUUCUAUUUCACACAGGGACUUGAAGACUGCCAAUGUAUGUUUAACUGAUCAGUUGGAUCCAAUUCUAAUGGACCUCGGAUCUUGUGCACCAGCAAGGGUGCAAAUAUGUGGGGCUCAAGAUGCACAGAAAUUACAGGACAUUGCUGCUGAGAGAAGUUCAAUGACAUAUAGGGCUCCAGAGUUAUUCCAUGUUGAAAGUUAUUGUGUCAUUGAUCAGAGGACAGAUAUUUGGAGUUUAGGAUGUAUUCUGUAUGCAAUGCUGUACUUCAAAUCUCCUUAUGAUAUUGUCUAUGAAAGAGGAGAUUCUGUAAAUUUGGCUGUGAUAUCUGGAACUAUCAAUUUUCCUCAGGAAACUCCUUUCAGAGAGGAAUUUCAUGAUUUGAUCCGUCUCAUACUAGAAGUGAAUCCAUCUAAUAGGCCUUUUAUUGAUGAAGUGAUAGAAAAAACUGAAAACUUGAGGAACAAAAUCGGAAACAUAGUUUAG